Messenger RNA from Ostrea edulis (European flat oyster), 594 nucleotides. RefSeq lists its product as uncharacterized. Bases 1 to 594 code for a protein of 197 amino acids. Gene Ontology annotation, biological process: small GTPase-mediated signal transduction. NCBI's taxonomy places the organism in Eukaryota, Metazoa, Mollusca, Bivalvia, Ostreida, Ostreidae. Gene Ontology annotation, molecular function: GTP binding; GTPase activity. The transcript has 3 exons. The record is from RefSeq and is a predicted model, not a curated record.
AUGAGGAGCCGUAUCAGAUGUAGCAUUGUUGGUGAAACAAUGGUGGGAAAGACCACAUUGUUAAAGUCUUACGUCACGUGCAAGCCUCCUGAAAUUUACUCCCCGACAAUUUAUGACAAUAUCAAAGGUUUCGUUGUUCUUGGACACAAGCGAUACAAAGUAAACCUUGUGGACACAGCCGGACAGCAUGAAUAUUCGAAACUUUGUACGGCAUCGUACAGCAAGAGCAAGGUAGUCAUCCUUUGUUACAGUGUGAUAGACAGGCAAUCAUAUGAACGGAUGAACACUUUUUGGAUUCCGGAGAUUCAAAAAAAUAUCGGGAAGAGGGUACCGAUAGUUUUGGUUGCUACUCAUACAGACCUUCGGCAUGACAAGUACAUUCAAAGAUGCGUACAGGUCGUGACUACAUCUGAAGGAAAACAGUUAGCAGAAUUGAUUGGAGCUAACGGAUUUUUUGAAAUAUCUAAAUCAAACAUUAACCAACUCAAUGCCAUUUUUGAAUGCGCAGUAACGGCUGUUAUAAGCAAUAAAAAUACAUUAUUAACAAUUUUUAAGAAAAUAUUUUGCACUACUUGUAUAAAUAAAAAUGAAUAA